UAGUUAUAACUCAUGAUGAAGGGAUCAACCAAGACUUCCAACGGUCAAAAGCAAUCCAAUGUCGGUUCCUAACGUUCAUUGUUCCUUUCCCUCUGAUCCAUAACGGUCACAUUUGCACUCUUCAGUAUCACGUGCGCACACGCACUCACUCAAAGCUCUCUGGGUCUCUCAACUCACUCGUCUCUCUCUCCCUCUCCCUCUCUCUCUCUCUCUCUCCAUGGAACCCGCGAAAAUUGACUGGAAGAGACUUGAGUGGAACUUCGUGGAAGACGAACUCUUCGAGCACAUCAACGCGCCCAAGUGGGUCGACUUCUUGGCCCUUGACCACUCCGUCAAUGAUCACGCUGAUGAAGCUUGGUUUUGCAAGCCUGAUUGCAGACAUCCCAAGACAGCUGAGGAUUUUCUCAGAUCAAUAACUCCUCCUUCCAAGAAGGGUUUUAGUCCGGGCUGUGUUUCCGAGAAUCUUCCAUUUAGUGACAAAAAUAGAAGAGAUGUGAAAAUCAAGAGAAGGAUGCCGGCAGUGUCCUCAGCUUCACCCAAAGCUGAUAAAUUUAGAUUCAACCAAGACAGUGAAAACCAAGACCCGAAUGUGUUCACUCCUCCUACUUCUAAAAUUAACCUCAUGAAGGAAGCAAUUAAGUCUAGUGAGGAGAAGAAGAAUUUGGUUGAUGACACCUUCGAGGACCACAAGGUGCCCUCUUUGAGAUCAACCUUAUCCGCCAAAAACUUGUUUGCGGGCAGGCCAAUUCUGAAUCAAAUCACUGAAUUCUGCAAUGAAUUGAAGAAACUGGCAAUAAGAGCUAGGGAGAGAGAAAAUGCAGAAAAUUCGACCCCCAAAGAGAGUGAAGCCAAAGAGAGUGAAGAGGUAGUAGAGAAGACCCUAUGUUCUGUUCAACCUUUGGCACAGUCAGAUAAAAAAAAGACAGAAAGGAAGCCACUGCUGGAAGUAAGUAAGGCUGAAAGAUUGGAGGGAAUGUGUGUAAAAGGGAAGCAACAGAGAAAAAAAAGAACUGAUGAGGCAGAGAACAUGCCAGUAACUAUUGACCUAGAGAAUAUAAAGCACAAGAGGGAGGAGAGUUUACAGCAAAUUCGAACAAAUCCUCCCUCUCCUCAGUGCUUCUCUGCAGCACGUGGAUUCAACAAACCCACCCCUUCAAAGGCUUAUAAAUCCCGGCUAAUGGAGAGAGGAAUACUUGAAGAAAUUGAACUAAAGAAGGAAAAUGUGAAGGAGGAGUCUCCUGCAGAGAAAAUGAGAAGCAAUACGAUAGUUGAUGGAAGAGAAACAAAAGCUUUGGACAUGUUUUGGUUCCUGAAGCCUUGCACACUGUCAAGCUGAGUUUUGGAAACUAUUAUGUCAUUCUUUCAUUUGUUUUUUCAAUACAAGUAAUCAUUCUUUAUAACUGUAGUUAUCUUUUCUUAAUUUGUUGUCAUAUGUUUCCCAUACAGAUUCUUGUUUGUACCAUUACAUGAAACUUGAACAAAGAUUUUAUUAAUAAGUUAUCAAGUACAUGAAAC
Vigna radiata var. radiata (mung bean) is the source of this 1515-nucleotide messenger RNA. RefSeq lists its product as uncharacterized. The transcript is spliced from 6 exons. The coding region runs from base 218 to 1336 and encodes 372 amino acids. NCBI's taxonomy places the organism in Eukaryota, Viridiplantae, Streptophyta, Magnoliopsida, Fabales, Fabaceae. The record is from RefSeq and is a predicted model, not a curated record.